Messenger RNA from Papaver somniferum (opium poppy), 480 nucleotides. RefSeq names its product putative F-box protein At3g16210. Lineage: Eukaryota; Viridiplantae; Streptophyta; Magnoliopsida; Ranunculales; Papaveraceae. Bases 1 to 480 code for a protein of 159 amino acids. Gene Ontology annotation, molecular function: protein binding. The transcript has a single exon. The record is from RefSeq and is a predicted model, not a curated record.
AUGGCCAACUUGGCGGAAAAUUUAAUCAUCGGCACUCUCUUAUGCUUACCAGUAAAAUCUAUUGCAAGAUUCAGGUGCGUAUCCAAAUCAUGGUAUGAUUUCCUAACUCAUGAAUUUGUUAAUAAGAAGCUUGAUCACGAUAUUAGAAAAGGAAAUUUCAAACUUCUUACAACACGUAAAGAACGCCAUCUUAAAUACAAGAUAAAAAUGAGAUCAUUGAUGUCUGAUAAGGUUGUAAAGAUGAGGUACCCAUUUAAUGAGCUGCUGGGUGAUAUUCAAAUUUUGGGUAGUUGUAAUGGUCUGAUUUGUGCAAAGAGAAUGAAUCACAUAAUCUAUGUAUGGAACCCUUGUUCUAAAGAGUACAAACUAAUACCACCAAAGAAACCUCAAUCGAACGGACCCUUGGCAGGAACUGAUCACAUUGCUUAUGGGUUUGGACCGUUUGGUCAUGAUUCAAAAACUAGUGAUUACAAGUUGUAG